AUGGAAACAGAAAGUGAUGUUAAUGCUCCUAAUGGAACUGCAAUUGUUGGUGCGACUGCUGGUACUACUGUUGGCGUGACUGUUGGGCCGACAAAUGUUGCAUCGCCAAGCCGUCCAACUGCUGCACAUGCAAUGGCACCGGCAGAGAAACCAGGGAAGUUUUCUGGCAUGCAGAAGUUCACAAAUGAAAAUCCUCUUGCUACUGAAGAAGGAAUGCCUGAAAACCAGCGCUUUAUGAUUACUGAGGCUUGGAAGCAUGCAGAUUUUUUGUGCAAAGGAUACGUCCUUAGUGCACUAGAUGAUGAUUUGUAUAAUGUCUACAGUUCUACCAAAACUUCAAAAGAAUUAUGGCUUGCACUCGAAAAGAAGUAUAAAACUGAAGAUGCAUGCUUGAAAAAAUUCGUGGUUGCUAAGUUUCUUGACUACAAUAUGACAGACAGUAUGGUGAUCAACGAGGCAUUUCAAGUGGCUGCUGUGAUUGAGAAGUUGCCUCCUUCAUGGAGAGACUUCAAGAACUAUUUGAAACACAAGCGAGCGAACAUCGUUGAAGAAGCUGCUCCAAAGAAUAAGAAAAGGAAACCUUUUGGAAAGAGUAAGGAGCAGAACAAGAAAAAAUUCAAGGGCAAUUGCUAUAAUUGUGGGAAAGCUGGCCACAAAGCCCCAGAUUGUCGUCUCCCGAAAAGGGACAAGGGAAAGGGACAAGCCAAUAUGGUGGAGAAGAAUGAUGACAUGGAUGAUCUGUGUGCAAUGCUAUCAGAGUGA
Messenger RNA from Lycium barbarum (goji berry), 762 nucleotides. RefSeq lists its product as uncharacterized. Bases 1 to 762 code for a protein of 253 amino acids. NCBI's taxonomy places the organism in Eukaryota, Viridiplantae, Streptophyta, Magnoliopsida, Solanales, Solanaceae. The record is from RefSeq and is a predicted model, not a curated record. Gene Ontology annotation, molecular function: nucleic acid binding; zinc ion binding. The transcript has 4 exons.